AAAUUUGCCGACACUGGUGGAAUUUCAAAAGUACAUUUAAACGGCGUAGCCCUUAGUUUCUUUUUCCAGUUGAAUUGGAAGUGGAAUUUUCUUUCAUUCACGGGAAAUGUAGACAUCAGCCCCAGAGGGCUGUUAAGAGUCAACGACAUUGUGCUGGCUUGAGUCACAUGCAGGCCAUUAAGAAGACCUUCCCUGAAGGACAUUCUAAAAUUUAACUCUGUUUUCUCUCCACAGAUGCUGCCAGACUUGCUGAGUUUCUCCAGCGUUUUCUGUUUUAGUUAGCAAAAGUUGUAAUCUGCCUGGCAUAUAUGUGUAUCGUUCGAGAGUUAAUUAUCGGUCAAGACACCAGGGAUAAGUCCCUUGUUCAUCUUUGAAGUAGAUUUUUGCCAAUGGAUCUUUUAGCCUCAUCCAAGAGGGGCAGUAAAGCCUCGGUUUAAUGUCCCAUCCAGAAGACGGUGACACUGGCAGUCCAAUACAUUCUCACCACUUCACUGAUAACAAGGUGUACAUUUUCUGAAGAAGGGUCUCGACCCGAAACGUCAGCUUUCCUGCUCCUCUGCUGCUUGGCCUGCUGCGUUCAUCCAGCUCUACACCUUGUUACCUCAGAUUCUCCAGCAUCAGCAGUUCCUACUAUAUCUCUCACUACUUCACUGUCACUGUGAAAAAGCUGAAAUCAUCAGGAACAUGGAAUCUGAAUUAUUAUGUAAGGAAGUCUGAACCCAUUUGAAGAACCAUACUUAUUUCAUUCUCCAAUGUUGGAAAUGCUGCAGAAAUCUGGUGAACAUGUAUUCAAUCAAGAUUGCUGGAUAUAAUUUUAUUUGUGGUUUCUGCAAUUUUAAGGCAAAGAAAAACACAUGAAAGCUGAGAUAAGAAAAAGGAACUGAAAGCAGUGUUUUUUUAAUUAAGAAAAGCAAGGGAAACGUCUAAAAGUUAUAACAAUGAGCAAACGUUUGGAAAAACAAAUGAUUGAUGGGAGAAGGGAAAAUGAAUGGCAUUGUUUAUCAUGCCAUAUAGACUGGAAGUAUAGACCACCUGUUCAGGUGGUUCUCUGUUCAACAACUGAGGAUUUUCAAGAGGAAAUAAAUUAUUUGGAAAAUCAUGUUUUUCCUCAUCUUAGCAAUCUCUGUAAAUCUAGGAGAAGCUAUUUUAAAGUGUUAGAUAUGCAGUGGACAUCACACAAAGGACAUCAUCACCUGAAUACAGAUUCCCACAAGCUCAAAGUUUCACUAGAUUUCAUAACCAAAAUCUCACCUAUCUUUAUAUGUAUGUUAGGUCAGAAAUAUGGUGAGUAUUGCCCACCAGAUGCAAAGAGUUUUCCAGCAAGUGGAACAGAUAUGGAAGCUUUAUCCAGGGUAGAAAGGAAUAUCCAAAUCGCAGCAAGAAAUGGUUACUCAUGGAUAUUACAUGAAAAUUAUCAAAACAGCAGUUUGCUGGAGCUUCAGAUAAUUGAGGCAGCCUUAAUGAAUGACUCUGGUUUCAGCUUCUUUUAUUUUCGAGAUUCUCGGUAUGUUGAUGAUAUACUUCUGAAUGUUGCACCAGAUGAAAUGGAAAUGAUAGAGCGUAAAUAUAAAAGUAGAGAUGAACACGAGCGACGGAGGAUGAUGGAACUGAAGGAAAAGAUAGUCGAUAAAGGGUUAUCUGUUGAAAUUUUUAGGACUAUUGAAGAAUUAGGAGAAGCAGUCAUGAGAAACUGUAGCAAUGUCAUUGACAAGUUAUAUCCUAUGGAUUUAAUUCCUUUGCAAACUGAUCAAGAAAGUUAUCUAGAAAUUUGUUACCAUCAAGCAUUUUGUCAGCGGUAUUGCCAGGAUUUUGUAGAAACAAGAGAAACAAGGGAGAUUUUUGGAAUUCUGAACAAAUUUGCGUUUUCUUUCCUACACAAUGAAGCUAUGAGCAAAUUCCCGACCUAUAGAUGUAAGAGAGCCUUCGGUUGUAUGAUACCAAGGCAUCUAAAACCUGUGCCCAAAGGCAAAUCUGUCCUAUUACUUUGUGGAGAGAAAGGCUGUGGCAAGUCAACAGUGAUCUGCAACUGGCUAAAAAACUUCAUGCAGACAAACCCAGGCAUCCUGGUGAUAACUCACUUCGUAGGAAGUAGCUGUGCCAGCCACGACAUCAUGUCCUUUAUGAGGCACUGUAUUUUAAAAUUACGCCAUGAAUAUUUCGGAGCUGAAGAUCAUCCUGAUGCAUUUGCUGAAGAUCCUGCAGACCUUUGGGUAUUUCAGAUGAUCCACAAAGCUUUCAUGGCAGCGAUUCGUUUAAAACCAUGUUUGCUUGUGUUAGAUGGUGCUGAUCAACUAACUGGAACCCGUGGGAUGUCAGCACAGCAGGUUAAGGAAUUCUCGUGGCUUCCGUGGCCACUCCCAGACCAAUGCGGGCUUAUUGUGACCACUGCCUUGUCCAACCUUUCCUACAAAUCACUUUUAAAGCAUGAAGAAGUAUAUGUGAUUCAGUUCUUCAACAAAAUUGCUGAUGAAGUCAAAAGCCAUAUCUUCCAGCAGCAUCUGGCCAUGCCCUACAAAGAGAUAAAUGAAAGCCAAAUCCAAAAUAUCCUGAGUAGAAAAUUGAGCUCACUUCCACUUGUCCUGGUUAUUUUGGCUAAUGAACUUCGAGUGUGUGGAGGAUUCAGAAAGGAGACUGAUUGUUUGGAGGAAUACCUUCAGUGUCGUUCUGUUCAGGAGUUGUGGGCCGCUGUCUUCAAGCGGUGGAUUGAAGACUACAGUUGGGUUACUGAGAAGAGAACUUGCAGCAGAGAAAAAGAAAUCUCUUACUCCUAUUCUCAUUCAUCCAUCUCAGGUAUGAAGGGUUGGGUCGUUGAUAUCCUUUGUCUGCUUGGUGUAUCUCGUUAUGGGUUAAAUGAGAAGGACAUCCAACAGCUUCUUAAAUACCUGGGCUAUACAGAUACCAAUGAGAUCAGUAGUUUUGACUGGGCUGUCUUCCGUACUGCCACCAUGGCAUGGAUACAAGAAAGGCCAGAUGGAUUGUUGAAUUUCACUCACCAAUCAAUACGGGAUGCUGUGGAAUAUCUUCUCCUAGGUGUUAUUGCUCCAGUCAAUGAAUCUACUUCAACCUCCUAUCAAAAUCAUUUUAACUAUAAAAAGACCCUCAAUCACCAGCUAUUUGCAGAGUAUCUUUCACAGCAGAAAUACACCCUGAAACUUUACCAAGAGCUACCUUGGCAUCUGAAAAUGAGUGGAAACCUCAGUGAUUUAUGUAUUGUUGUAUCUGAUCCCCUAAUCAUGGAUUUAAUUUAUCAGAAUUCAAAGCAUUCUUACCAGUCGAAGAUGGACCUAGUCCAUUACUGGGAUUUGUUAUCAGAGGCAGGAUUUGAUCCUACGGUUUCCUAUCACAACAUGGUGAUUGAGUUCCUGGCCAGACCCUAUAUAUCAGAAAAUGGUGAUAAUGAAAUGUUGAACUAUAACAGCUGCAGUCAGGCUACUUUGAUAUGGUUUACUGCAGAGUUUCUGAAAGAAAUUGACAAGACUGCAGCAGCAGAAGAAUUACUUCUAAUUGCCCAAACUUUGUUGCCAGAGUCAUGCCCUAUGAGCCUGAAGGAAACUGAGAUUUAUUUUAAAGUUCACCACAGUAUCGGACAGCUAUGCGACAGGAUGGGCAGGAUACAGGACGCAGAAAUGCAUUUUAGGAAGGCUUUGCACAGUAUCGUUUAUGCAUCGAGAUAUAUCAGGAAAAAUCUUCCAGAGAUGGUCAGACGUACAGCACACUUGUUGUUUAAAUUGGCUAAUUUAGUUAUGCAAGGAGGCUCAACCGACAUUAGAGACAUACUGCAGAAGGCCAGGAGAUUUACUAAAAAGACCUGUGAUCCAUGUGCAGUAGCGAAUUUAAACAUUCUUGAAGGUUUCCAUAAGUUACAUUUAAAUAAACUGCUUGAAGCUGAAAAUUAUUUUAAACAGGCUUUAGAUAUCAGGCAAAAAUGGUAUGGAAAUUUGCAUCCUGUAGUUGCUGCCGUACUAGAACCCCUGGCAGAUUUGCUGUGCUAUCCUAAGUACUCAAAAAGCUUAGACUGGAGUCAAUCAAAAAGGCUUUAUGAGCAAGUGGUCAAAAUUCAAGAGGACAGUAUGCAGCGGGCCUCAUCUUCAGAAAUUAGAGAUCAGAUCAAUCUCCACAGAGCCAUUACUAUCUAUAAACUAGGUAAACUAUUAAAAAGUGAAUGCAAUUCUCAGGCCAGAAAAAAAGCAGCAGAACGUUUACAACACUCAUUUGACUUACUAACUGAACUGCUGGGUCCUAAUCAUCACUUAACAAUGGAGGUGCGAAGGCUACUGAAACAUACAGAGAAACAAGUCUGCAAAGAUAUGACACUUUUGAUGAGUUUGGAUAGUCCUAAAGUGUCUACCAGUUUGGUCACAGCAAAGAAAGAUGAUCAGCCAGAAUCUCAUUCACAAUGUCCAUAUGAAAGAUCAAAGAUACACCUUGAUUCGAAGACUUUAGCCAGCAGCCAAGGUGACAGCCCGCAGAUGACUGCCAAUGUCAACUCUGCACAAGCACAACCUGUUGACCGCUCAGUGGAAAAGGCACAAACAGGCGUUGAUUAUAACACAUAUUCUGAUGAUCCUGUGGUACUCAACCAGGAUAUAAUAGAUUAUAAUGCCGAUUUUGAAGAGGAGUGUUUAACCAAUUCAAGAUCUGGUUCAAAAUUAUAUAUUUCUAAACAUGCUUUGCUUCCAAGGCCAACUUUAUGGAUGGAACAGCCAAAAUCUAAUCACCCAGAUAUUAAAAGCAAUUUAUCAACAACAAUCAAAAAACAGUCCUUGCUCGAUUCAGUCUGCAGACCAUUAACUACUUGCAAAGUGUCUGCGUUUGGGCCUAAUAUUAACACUUUAGUACCACCUUUAAGAACUAAAGCAGGAUCAGAAAGACUCAGAAUCAUAUACCAAUCAGCUUGGCAUCACCCACCAGGACUGCACCCAGCUCUUAAAAAGCCUUUCUCAUCCAUGAGACAUGUGCUGAAAAAGAAUCCUGAAAUAACUUGGAAUGUGCACCACAUAAAUACACCCAAGUAUAAAGCCAUCUGGCAGUAGAUUUGACUGAGAUUUCUGUGUAACUUGUUUUGCUUUCAGGUAGAACUGCCCAGUAAGAUGCAUGUUCAAACUGAAUGAAGUUUGAAAUAUUAGAGGAUGUCUCAACUGAUAUCAUUCUUGCAUUCCUUUCGUUUACCAGUUUGGAGAGUAGAACCCUGGACAUCUAAUUAGCAGCACUAAGGAUGUUAUAGACAGGUAUUGACUAACCAAUAAAAGAGAAAAAUGAAAAGCAUGAUUUCUUUCUUUUAUUCUGUUCUUUAAAUUCAAUAUAAGGGACACUAAAAAUGGAGAUUUAUAAAACGUGAAAACUAGUCAAAACUACGAGAUAGCAAUAUCUGUGGAAUAGUAUUUUUUGACAGCAUUGUUACAAUCAACUCUUGUGGUUGUCAUUCAUUGGAAGAUAACUGUGUUUAAAAAGUGUUAAGUCGACACUUUUAAUGACACUUUUAAUGACAGUUUUAUUUCAGUUAAUGAUAUAACUCACAGCUCAUUGAUUAUUUGACAGUUUAUAGCCAACCAGGAAAUAGACUAGAUAUCUUCUAAUCAAUCAAUUCAGGAAUGUUAUAUCACAUCUCAGGAGCAGGUGGGACUUGAACCCAGGAUUCCUGGUUCAGAUUUUUUUUUCCUCUAAUCAAUCUAUUCAGAGAUAUUAGUACACACCUAUGGAGUAGAUGGGACUUGAACCUGGGUCUCUUGGUCCAAAGUUAGAGACACUACCAUUGCACUAUAAGAGAACCCACGCUGAUUCAGAUUAUUAGCUCCCCAUAUUUAUGCCACCAAUUCCCUCUCAAUUAACCCUCUAAUAUACCUGCCAUCACCAGUUCUUGCAUUCCAUUUGGUCACAUGAAUUCCUUCAGAUGAUAUCAGAUUUCCCUUUCUAAUGUUCAGAUCAAUCAAUAUAUAUAGUAAAAACAUACAAAACAACACUUUUUAACUUUGCAUGUUAAAGUUCAAAUGUUCUUUUUCCAGUAGGUCCAACAAUUUCUUAGAAUUUGUUACUUUCUUUGUAAAAUAAUCAGAUAGCUGCCUGCUGUUAUCCAUGUAUUUCACUUUGGAAUUUCUCCACUCUGUUUUAACUGCAAUGUCAAUUCUCAGCUGUAUUAAUGAAUAAAUUUUAUUGAGUGUAUAUUAUCGGAAGAGGUUGGAGUGGAAUGGUAAUGCCACUGGAUCAGUAAUCUACAAAUUCAGUCUAAGGAUCUAGAGAUAACAAGGUGUCGAGUUGGAUGAAUACAGCAGGCCAAGCAGCAUCAGAGGAGCAGGAAAGCUGAUGUUUUGGGUCUGGACCCUUCUUCAGAAAUGGAGGAGGGGAAGGGACUCAAAUAAAUAGAGAGAGCCGGGGAGGCGAAUGGAAGAUGGAUAAAGGAGCAGAUAGCUGGAGAGGAGAUGGACGGGUCAAGGA
This is a messenger RNA of Stegostoma tigrinum, 6432 nucleotides long. RefSeq names its product tetratricopeptide repeat domain 41 (gene ttc41). The record is from RefSeq and is a predicted model, not a curated record. The transcript has 16 exons. Lineage: Eukaryota; Metazoa; Chordata; Chondrichthyes; Orectolobiformes; Stegostomatidae. Gene Ontology annotation, molecular function: protein binding. The coding region runs from base 939 to 5033 and encodes 1364 amino acids. Gene Ontology annotation, cellular component: Cul4-RING E3 ubiquitin ligase complex.